AUGUUAACAAUUUCAAAAAGAGGUUUUGAGCAAUUGAAUGAUGUCAGGAAGGGGGACAUUGGUGGACUGAAUGACCAGGAAUUUAGCCAUUUUUGCUUGGGAGUUGGCCAGCGUGCAGGAAGUGAACUGGCUGGCAACACACAUGUAGCAAAUCAGGUCCACAUUAUAACUGAAUCUCCAGGCCGUGUGAGGAGCCGCGGAGCUCGGGCUCGGGCUGACGGCACUCUGGCUACUGCCGCCGCCGCCGGACAGUCCCGAGGCCCCGGGGGGGCCGACAGCCAGCGGGCGGGAGGGGCGGGCGGCGGCCCGCACUGCGUGUGCAUGGUGUCGGACUUCUUCUACCCCAACAUGGGCGGGGUGGAGAGCCACAUCUACCAGCUGUCGCAGUGCCUGCUGGAGCGGGGCCACAAGGUGGUGGUGGUGACCCACGCGUACGGGCGCCGGCGCGGGGUCCGCUACCUGACCCGCGGCCUGAAGGUCUACCACCUGCCGCUGCGGGUCAUGUACAACCAGUCGACGGCCACCAGCCUGUUCCACAGCCUCCCGCUGCUGCGCUGGGUGCUGGUGCGGGAGCGGGUCGGCCUGGUCCACGCGCACAGCUCCUUCUCGUCCAUGGCCCACGACGCGCUCUUCCACGCCAAGGCCCUGGGCCUGCGCAGCGUCUUCACCGACCACUCGCUCUUCGGCUUCGCGGACGUGAGCUCGGUGCUGACCAACAAGCUGCUCGCCGUGUCCCUGUGCGACACCAGCCACGUCGUGUGCGUGUCGCACACCAGCAAGGAGAACACGGUGCUGCGGGCGGCCCUGGACCCGGCCCGCGUCUCCGUCAUCCCCAACGCCGUGGACCCCACCGACUUCACCCCCCGGGCCGGCGGCAGGCCCGACCCCCGCACCCUCACCGUGGUGGUGGUCAGCAGGCUGGUGUACCGCAAAGGAAUAGAUUUGCUUGCUGGUAUAAUUCCAGAAUUAUGCCAGAAGUAUCCUAACUUGCACUUUCUCAUUGGUGGUGAGGGACCUAAAAGAAUUGUACUGGAGGAAGUGCGAGAAAAAUAUCAACUCCAUGACAGGGUACGUCUUCUGGGUGCUCUGGAACAUAAAGAUGUGAGGAAUGUUUUGGUUCAGGGACACAUUUUCCUCAACACUUCUCUGACAGAAGCCUUCUGUAUGGCAAUUGUUGAAGCAGCUAGCUGUGGUCUCCAGGUUGUCAGUACAAAGGUCGGCGGUGUCCCAGAGGUUCUGCCAGAGGAUCUUAUAAUCCUGUGUGAACCUACAGUCAAAUUUCUAUGUGAAGGACUGGAAUCUGCUAUUAAACGGCAGCAGUUAGGGACUCUACCAUCAGCUGAAGCUAUCCACAACAGAGUGAAGAGUUUAUACAGCUGGAGAAAUGUGGCUGAACGUACUGAAAAGGUAUACGACCGCGUAACCAAAGAGAUGGUGCUGCCAAUAGACAAACGACUUAAAAGAUUAAUGACCCAUUGUGGCCCUGUGGCCGGUUGUAUAUUUGCAUUAAUUGCUGUGUUAGAUGUCCUUUUCUUGUUCUUCCUGAGGUGGCUAGUUCCAGAUGAUAUUAUUGACAUUGCUGUAGAUGCCACUGGUGUGAAAGGAGUUUGGAAGCAACAAGAAAGUUUCUCAACGAUUAAAAAACAUGGCAAAACUCCAAGAAACAAUUGCAAAGUACAGACAUGAGGCUCUGUUUACACCCGAUCCAAGACUCUACCUGUUUUUUAGUUUAUUUAUGAAGCUGAGUAAUUAUUUGGCUGUUUUGCUACCUCUUAAAUGCCUCUUAAAAUAUUGGUAUAACAUUUUUAAAAUAAAUUUAAUAUAAAUUGAUUGAAGUAUA
Molecule: messenger RNA, 1840 nt
Organism: Callorhinchus milii (elephant shark)
Lineage: Eukaryota; Metazoa; Chordata; Chondrichthyes; Chimaeriformes; Callorhinchidae
Gene: piga
Product: phosphatidylinositol glycan anchor biosynthesis, class A
Exons: 6
Coding region: 1-1686 (561 amino acids)
Biological process (GO): GPI anchor biosynthetic process
Cellular component (GO): glycosylphosphatidylinositol-N-acetylglucosaminyltransferase (GPI-GnT) complex
Molecular function (GO): phosphatidylinositol N-acetylglucosaminyltransferase activity
Source: RefSeq, a predicted model, not a curated record